AUGGCGCGUGGCAAUACCUCUUCAAAAUGUUCUCCAAACACGAAGGAAGUAAAACCAAAACUUUCUUUAUUUAAAGAACGCUCUAACUCGUCUACGGCGCAAGAGACGUUUCCCUGGACAAACGCGACCCCGCCCCCGUUUGUUUUGAUUAGUGAUGUUUCGCAAAUAUUGCGAGCUAAUAUGGGUCGUCUGAGCAUUAAAGAAGAAAACGAAAAUGCUUGUAAUAAUUCACCACGACUACAGAUGGAAUGUGAAGGAAUUGAAACCGUUCGUAAACCAAGUUUAUUCAGUUCCCAAGUUACAGAAACUGAACAAGACAUAAUUGACAAACGCGUCGCAUUACAACAACGUCAGUAUGCUGAAUUCGAACGACGUGAAUUCGAAAGAAAAUCCCGAAAAAUUCGAGCGGUUUUCGAAUUCUUGUCAGAUGAAGAAAUCAAAGAAGCAUUGCAAGAUUGUGAUAACGACGAGGAAGAAGUCAUUGUUAGAAUGACACAGCCUGGGUACUUGGUUUACACGCGCAAGACGAUUGCUCAAAAGUAUCAUGGUCCGACGCUCACAAAUCACAUGUCCGAAGAACAAAAAGAGGCAUAUGAACAACUUUUGAAAAAAAGGAAGGAAACUCUCAAAAAAACCACUGGCGAAAUUGCGAAAAAGCAAUAUCGUAUGAAGGGGCGCCUUGCAUUAGAUGAUGCUUUGAAACAAGUUCAAGAUAACAAGAAAGAUCUCGAGAAAGCUUUUGAGGGUUGGUCAGAAGCUCGCAUUAAAGCGUUCAAUGCAAUUGACACUAAACCAAAUACCUAUUAUUAUCGGUUUAAUGCGCCGGGCGAAAUACAGAAAAAAGGACAAUGGACAAAGGAAGAAGAGGCUUUAUUUUUUGCUCGACUUGCAGAAAUUGGUGCAGAUGGUCAAUGGGGAAUAUUCUCAAUGGCUAUUCCUGGUCGUGUGGGCUAUCAGGCAUGCAAACUAUUCAUCGUUGCUGGACUUGAUCCAAAUUACGUGCUCGAUGAGAAAGGCAAAGCGCAUUACUUGUUCAAUACCAAAAAUAAAAUAACCGGCGAAACAGAAAAGACUUUUAGGACUCAUAGUAAGCAUGGCGGAGGCUCUGCACCUCGACCUCCUAAAACAUCAACGUCCAAAAGUAGCACCAACUAUACUCUCAAGUCAUGGAGUGGGACUAAACGGACGAGAACACGAGGCUCUACCAAUCAAGAUGUUGAAAUGCCGGACAUCACCGAUCCUAAUUCCAAUCCUCUCCCCGGCUUUGUCGAUCCCAUUACACUGGAAGAAGUCAUUAAGCCAGCUAUCUCUCCUUAUGGACAUGUUAUGGGUUAUGAUAGUUGGGUUCGAUGUCUCUCUUCGAACACACAGAAGAAUACUUGCCCAUUAACCAAAAAACCUUUAACCAAACGGGAACUCGUUAUUUUGACUAAGGAUAAUAUUGACGAAUUUCGUGAUAAAAUAGUGAAUCAAGGGUUGUAA
Messenger RNA from Ambispora leptoticha, 1482 nucleotides. Lineage: Eukaryota; Fungi; Glomeromycota; Glomeromycetes; Archaeosporales; Ambisporaceae. The record is from the annotation of a GenBank genome assembly.